UCAAUUGCCUUCAGAGUUUUGGGUAAAAAAAUUUAAGAUCCUUGCUGUCUCUGUGAUGCUCAUUCAUUUUUUUUUGCCACUGGAGUGUAAAUUCCCAUUCCCUUUUCCAUGUACCAUUUUCAGCUAAUUCGUACGUGCUUAUUAAUGUAUGUUAUUGGGAGAAUAUAUAUAUAAUCACACAGUAACAUUUGAUUUUCAGCUUUCUCUUAUCUAUGAUUUUUGGUUGACCAUAUAGUUAGAGAGAGAGAGAGAGAGUUUGCUCAACAGAAUAUAUAUAGAUAGCUAGCUAGGCUGUAUAUAGCUUCUUCUCUUGCUUUAAUGGAGGGAUUGAAUAAGUACUUUUAAUUACUAGGGUUUCUAGAGCGGGGUGUGUGUUUACACUAAUUAACCACUCUCUUCUCUUGUGCCUCUAUAAUUUUAUUUAAAGGGCUUCCUCCAUUUCAAGAUCUUACUGUUUCUCCGUACAUAAAUAGAAAUGGUGAGGGGGAAGGUUCAAAUGAAACGAAUCGAGAAUGCAUCAAGCCGGCAGGUGACCUUCUCGAAGCGUCGAAACGGGCUGUUGAAGAAGGCGUAUGAGCUCUCCGUUCUUUGCGACGCCGACGUCGCUUUAAUCAUCUUCUCUUCUAAAGGAAGGCUCUAUGAAUUCUCCAGCUCCAACAUGCAGAAAUCAAUUGAGAGAUAUAUGGAAGUUACAAAAGAUCGUAUUUCAGGCGUGGAAAUGGAACAGAACAUGCAGCGCAUAAAGAAUGAAGCAGCAUUCAUGGCGAAGAAGAUAGAGCUACUCGAGAAUUCCCAACGGAUGCUUUUAGGGCAUAAUCUGGGGUGGUGCUCCAUGGAUGAACUUGAAGAAAUCGAGAACCGGCUCGAAAGAAGUCUUAAGAGCAUAAGGGCCCAAAAGGUUCAAUUAUUCAAUGAGGAAACAGAAAAAUUGAUAAAAAAGGAGAAGUUUCUAUUAGAUGAGAACCAAAACCUCCUGCAAAAGAUUGGAUUGAAGCUACAGCAUGCAGCAGAAAUGCAGAAAGGAAUUGGGAGUUACGGUAGAAGCGUAGUGAGAUCGGAGGCGGUGACGACGGAAUUGUUUAUUGGCCUCCCAACGCCCUGCAGGAAUUAAUUAAUUACCGAUGCCGAUCAGGUUUACAUUACCCAUACAAUUAAUAACAAUUAUUUCUAGAUAGUUACGUCUUAACAAAUAAGUCCAAUUAAUAAUUAGUCAAAUAUUAGCUCCCUAAUAAAUUAUCUAGCUUGAGUUUGCCUCAACUAAGGUCAACUUACUAAACUCGAGCUAGAGCUAUUAUUUUGUCGGGUUAUUCAAUUCAGAUCAAUCGAAUUAGACUUUUACCUAUUUCAUAA
Messenger RNA from Salvia miltiorrhiza (redroot sage), 1350 nucleotides. Its product is annotated as MADS-box protein SOC1-like. Gene Ontology annotation, molecular function: RNA polymerase II cis-regulatory region sequence-specific DNA binding; DNA-binding transcription factor activity, RNA polymerase II-specific; protein dimerization activity. Gene Ontology annotation, biological process: positive regulation of transcription by RNA polymerase II. The transcript has 8 exons. Gene Ontology annotation, cellular component: nucleus. Bases 476 to 1111 code for a protein of 211 amino acids. Lineage: Eukaryota; Viridiplantae; Streptophyta; Magnoliopsida; Lamiales; Lamiaceae. The record is from RefSeq and is a predicted model, not a curated record.